AUGCGACGCGGACUUCUCAUCUUCAUCUUGGUGAACCUACUCGUCCUAUCAUUCUUGAUCCGCAGUGUCUCGACUCUUCUGUCGCUGCUGGUGGAGGAUGCCUCGGCCGACGCGAUUCACCGCGCUGAACUCCCCUCGCCCAAUUCAAGCUUGAUCGAACAACGCCCGCAAAUCAUUCCCAAGAUCAUUCACCAAACAUACAAAAAUGAAACUAUCCCGGAGGUUUGGGUUGAGGCGCAGCAGAGCUGCAUUGAUUUGCACCCGGACUACGAAUAUAUUCUCUGGACAAAUGAAAAAUCCCGAGACUUUAUCGCCGCCGAAUACCCUUGGUUCUUGGAUACCUUUGAUGGCUACAAGUAUCCUAUCCAGCGCGCGGAUUCCAUCCGUUAUUUCGUUCUAGCCCACUUCGGUGGCACUUAUAUCGAUUUGGAUGAUGGCUGCAACCGCCGAUUGGACCCCCUGCUUGCCUACCCCGCAUGGGUACGACGUACCGUACCAACAGGUAUCUCAAACGAUGCGAUGGGCUCAGUUCCCCAACAUCCAUUCUUCCUCCGCACGAUCGAGUUAUUGCAAUCAUAUGACCGCAGCUGGCUGCUCCCGUACAUUACCGUCAUGUAUUCAACCGGGCCAUUAUUCUUGUCCGUGAUCUGGAAGGAGUAUAUGCGCGAUGGGCCUUCCGAGUCCGGACGCGUUCGAAUCCUGAUGCAGGAAGAGUACAAUAAGCACUCGUGGAGUUUCUUCACACAUCACACCGGCAACAGUUGGCACGGCAAGGACGCGCAUCUUAUUUUCUGGAUGGGUCAACACUGGAUGUUCCUCACCUUCCUCGGCUUCCUAAUCGCAGCCGUCGUAGGUUUCUGCCUCUUCUGGACAUACGGCCGAGUCAUGCUCCUCGGAUCGAAAUACCGCUACCGCUACACGAAAGUUCCCUCCAUAAUCAGCCCGUCGCGCCUUUCGUCGUCCCCAUCGCGUCGGGCGAGAAGCUUGAUGCCUGACUUUAUGCGACGCGUCAGCUUCAAGGAAGAUGAAGAAUCCCGCGGCGGGUCGACGGAGACCUCUUACGAGCUUGGUCGACGUGAUGAUUAA
Penicillium manginii is the source of this 1086-nucleotide messenger RNA. Its product is annotated as glycosyltransferase family 32 protein. The coding region runs from base 1 to 1086 and encodes 361 amino acids. The record is from RefSeq and is a predicted model, not a curated record. The transcript is spliced from 4 exons. Gene Ontology annotation, molecular function: mannosyltransferase activity. Gene Ontology annotation, biological process: mannosyl-inositol phosphorylceramide biosynthetic process. NCBI's taxonomy places the organism in Eukaryota, Fungi, Ascomycota, Eurotiomycetes, Eurotiales, Aspergillaceae.